Molecule: messenger RNA, 5788 nt
Organism: Trematomus bernacchii (emerald rockcod)
Lineage: Eukaryota; Metazoa; Chordata; Actinopteri; Perciformes; Nototheniidae
Gene: cdc42bpb
Product: CDC42 binding protein kinase beta (DMPK-like)
Biological process (GO): actomyosin structure organization; peptidyl-threonine phosphorylation
Cellular component (GO): cytoplasm; cytoskeleton
Molecular function (GO): ATP binding; protein serine/threonine kinase activity
Source: RefSeq, a predicted model, not a curated record
AAGUGUGUGUGUGUGUGUGCGUAUGCAGCUCUCGGAUCAGCCAUAUUCCUCCGGAAACUCCUGAUCCCGGUGAUCCCGGUACUGACGGGUACUGACGGGUACUGACGGUACUGACGGUGAAGAGAGACAAAAGAGAGACAUGUUUCGGCGCUGAGGCCCCGCUUACACCGGAUUACAGACACUCCGGAGGAGGAUCAGCGACACCCGGAGCUAACGAGCAGCUAACUGAGGAUGUCUGCGGUGGCCCGGCUGAAGGUUCUGGAGGACCUGCUGCUGCAGCAGAAGGCUUCAGGCUGCCUGAGUGUGGAGGCUCUGCUGGACCUGCUGCUCUGCUUCUACACCGAGUGCAGCAGCUGCCCUCUGAAGAGGGAGAAGCACGUCAACGACUUCCUGACAUGGGUGAAGCCGUUCAGCACCACGGUGAAGGACCUGCGGCUGCACAGAGACGACUUCGAGAUGCUGAAGGUGAUUGGACGAGGAGCUUUUGGAGAGGUUGCCGUGGUGAAGAUGAAGCACACCGAGAGAGUCUACGCCAUGAAGAUCCUCAACAAGUGGGAGAUGCUGAAGAGAGCAGAGACGGCGUGUUUCCGAGAGGAGCGUGAUGUCCUGGUCAGAGGGGACAGUCAGUGGAUCACCACGCUGCACUACGCCUUCCAGGACGACAACUACCUGUAUCUGGUGAUGGAUUACUACGUGGGGGGGGACCUGCUGACGCUGCUCAGUAAGUUUGAGGAUCGACUUCCUGAAGACAUGUCCAAGUUCUACCUGGCUGAGAUGGUGCUGGCCAUCCACUCCAUCCACCUGCAGAACUACAUACACAGAGACAUCAAACCGGACAACGUCCUGCUGGACGUUAAUGGUCACAUUCGACUCGCUGACUUUGGAUCUUGUCUCCGAAUGAUGGAGGAUGGAACGGUGCAGUCCUCGGUGGCGGUGGGCACUCCGGACUACAUCUCUCCGGAGAUCCUGCAGGCGAUGGAGGACGGGAGGGGUCGCUACGGGCCGGAGUGCGACUGGUGGUCUCUGGGCGUCUGCAUGUACGAGAUGCUCUACGGGGAGACGCCCUUCUACGCAGAGUCUCUGGUGGAAACCUACGGCAAGAUCAUGAACCACGAGGAGCGUUUCCAGUUCCCCUCCCACACCACCGAGCUGUCGGAGGACGCUAAGGACCUGAUCCAGCGCCUGUUGUGUUCCCGGGAACGCCGCCUUGGCCUCAACGGCAUCUCCGACUUUAAGAGCCACCCGUUCUUCAGCGGCAUCGACUGGGACAACAUCCGCUCCACCGAGGCGCCGUACAUCCCCGACGUGUCGUCGCCUACCGACACCUCCAACUUUGACGUGGACGACGACGUCCUCAAGAACCCGGACAUCAACCCUCCGAUGUCUCACAGCGGCUUCACCGGGCAGCACCUGCCCUUCGUUGGCUUCACCUACACCACGGACAGCUGCUUCGCCGACCGCCGCUCCGUGGGGAGGGGCGGGGGGCAGGAGGUGGAAGGGGGGGGGACAGGAAGUGGAGGGGGGGGGCAGGAGGUGGAGGCGUUCGAGAGGAGGAUCCGCCGCCUGGAGCAGGAGAAACAGGAGCUGAACCGCAAACUGCAGGAGUCCACCCAGGCGCUGCAGGCUCCUCGGGGGGGAACUCUGGGUCGGGACAAAGAGAUCCAGAAACUGAACGAGGAGAUCGAGCGUCUGAGGAAGAAGCUGGCAGACUCUGAUAGGCUGGAGCACCAGCUGGAGGAGGCUGUCACUCUGAGGCAGGACUACGAGAGCUCCGCCUCCAAACUCAAGACCCUGGAGCGCCAGCUGAAGACCCUGAGGCUGGAGAAGGAGGAUGUGCACAAGCAGCUGGCGGAGGCCCUGGAGCGCCUGCGUUCCCAGGGGAAGGAUUUAAAGGACGCACAUUCCCAGAGGAAGUUGGCGCUGCAGGAGUUCUCAGAGCUGUCGGAGAAGAUGGCCGACUUGCGAUCGUCCAAGCAGCGAAUCAGCCGUCAGCUGCGAGACAAAGAGGAGGAGCUAGACGCCCUGCUGGGGAAGAUGGACGCCAUGAGGCAGGAGAUCCGCAAGACCGAGAAAAUCCGCAAAGAGCUGGAGGCUCAGCUGGACGAUGCGAAGGCCGAGGCUUCGAAGGAGAGGAAGCUGAGGGAGCACAGUGAGGGAUUCUGCAGCCAGCUGGAGGAGGAGCUGCAGGGUCUGAAGUCUCUGCAGGGCCGCGGGGGGGCAGUGGGGGGGUCCCAGCAGGAGCUGAUGCGUCUGAAGGCAGAACUCGAUAAGAAGGUUCUUUUCUACGAGGAGGAGCUGCUGAGGAGAGACUCGACCCACUCCUCCGACCUCAAGAACCACCGGAAAGACCUGCAGGAGGCUGAGGGGGGGGCGCUGUCCGCCACCAAGGAACUGCUGCAGCUCAGGGACCGGCUGGACAAGGACAAGAGGGACAGACACCUGGAGAUGGAAAAGCUGUUUCUUGCGCUGAAGGAGAAGUCUGAGCGAGAGAAGCACCUGCUGACGCAAGACAACCCCAAACUGACGGCAGAAACUGACAAGCUGUGUGCAUUUGUGGACAAAUUGACGGCUCAGAACCGUCAGCUGGAGGACGAGCUGCAGGAUCUGUCGUCCAAGAAGGAGAGCGUGAGCCACUGGGAGGCGCAGAUCGCUGAGAUCAUCCAGUGGGUGAGCGAUGAGAAGGAUGCUCGAGGCUACCUUCAGGCUCUGGCCACCAAGAUGACGGAGGAGUUGGAAACUCUGAGGAGCUCCAGUGUGGGAACAAGACCUCUGGACCCCCUAUGGAAGGUGCGUCGCAGCCAAAAGCUGGACAUGUCGGCUCGGCUGGAGCUGCAGUCGGCUCUGGAGGCCGAGAUCAAAGCCAAGCAGCUCGUCCAGGAGGAAGUGAGACGAGUGAAGGCCAACAACAUCAGUCUGGAGAGUAAGCUGAAGGAGUCUGAAGAGAGGAGUCUGGAGAUGGUGGAGCAGAUAGAGAGUCUGAAGAGAGAGGUGUCUCGUUCUGACAAAGGUCUGAAGCUCCCUGACUUCCAGGACUCUAUCUUUGAAUAUUUCAACACUUCUCCUCUGGCCCCGGACCUCACCUUCAGAACCGCCGACUUUGAGUCCCCCCCCCUGAAACCAGAGGCCACAACCCCAUCGCCCUGCACCGAGGAAGUGAGACCGGCAUCAGUCCCUGUGAGCCCCAUCCCCCCCACCCAGAGCUCACUGACCACACCAAAGCCCAAAGUUCACCAGUUGAGCAUCAAGACCUUCUCCAGUCCAGCCCAGUGCACCCACUGCACCUCGCUGAUGGUGGGACUCAUCCGACAGGGAUUCGCCUGUGAAGUUUGUUCCUUCGUCUGCCACGCCUCCUGCAAGGACCAGGCCCCCCCGCUCUGUCCAAUCCCAGCCGAGCAGGCCAAGAGGCCGGCAGGCAUCGACGUCCAGAGGGGCAUCGGCACCGCCUACAGGGGCUACGUCAGGAUCCCAAAGCCCAGCGGGGUGAAGAAAGGCUGGCAGCGAGCCUUCGCUCUGGUCUCUGACUGCAAACUGUUCCUGUACGACGUCCCAGAGGGAAAGACCCCACAGCCAGGGGUGGUGGCCAGUCUGGUGCUGGAUCUCAGAGAGGAGGAGUUCUCCGUCAGCUCGGUCUUGGCGUCAGAUGUGAUCCACGCCACCAGGAAGGACAUCCCCUGCAUCUUCAGGGUGACGUCCUCGCAGCUGGUCUCUCAGCUGUCCUCUGUGUCUCUGCUGCUGCUUGCGGAGAGCGAGGUAGAGAAGAGGAAGUGGGUCCGGAUCCUGGAGGGUCUGCAGAGCAUCCUCACCAAGAACCAGCUAAAGAACCGACAGGUCCACGUGCUGCAUGAGGCCUACGACGCCUCGCUGCCCAUCAUCAAGACCACGCUGUCUGCAGCUGUGCUCGAUAAGGAGAGGAUCGUCCUGGGAACCGAAGACGGGCUGUUCGUGGUGGAAGUCACCAGAGACGUGAUCGUCCGGGCCACAGACAGUAAGAGGGUCCAUCAGAUAGACCUGAUCCCUCAGGAGCAGAUCCUGGUUCUGCUGUGCGGGCGGAGCCGCCACGUCCACCUUCACCACUGGGGGGCGCUGGAGGGGGCCGAGGCCUUCGACAUCAAGAUGCCAGAGACCAAAGGCUGCCAGGCCCUCACCACGGGGGUCCUGAGGCCCGGGGGCCCCGCCUGCCUGCUGGCCGCCGUCAAACGCCAGGUCCUGUGCUACGAGAUCUCGCGGACGAAGCCCCCCCAGAGGCGGCUGUGGGAGGUGCAGGCCCCGGGGGUGGUGCAGUGGCUGGGUAUGCUGAGGGACCGGCUCUGUGUGGGGUACCCGGGGGGCUUCGCUCUGCUGGCCCUGCAGGGGGAGUCGUCCCCCGUCAGCCUGGUGAAUCCAGCCGACCCCUCCCUGAACUUCCUGUCGGUUCAGCCUCCUGACGCUCUGCACGCCGCUCAGGUCGGAGUCUCAGAGCUGCUUCUGUGCUUCAGCCUCGUGGCCGUCUACGUGGACGGGCAGGGCCGCCGGUCCAGGGACCACGAGAUGAUGUGGCCCUCCACGCCGCUGGCCUGCAGCUCUAACUCCUCCCACCUGACGGUCUACAGCGAGUACGGGCUGGACGUCUUCGACCUUCAGACCUCAGAGUGGAUCCAGACCAUCUCCCUGUGCAAGAUCAGACCUCUGAACGUUGAGGGGACGUUAAACCUGCUGAGCUCUGAACCCCCCCGACUCAUCUACUUCAGCAACACCUCGUCAGAGGGCGUCCUCACCCUCCCCCCCCCCUGUGAUCACAGCAGGAAGUUGAUGAUGAGGACUCGCAGUAAGAGGAAGUUCCUGUUCAAGGUUCCUGAGGAGGAGCGCCAGCAACAGAGGAGGGAGAUGCUGAGGGAUCGUCUUCGCUCUAAGAUGAUCUCCGGACCCACCAACUUCAACCAUGUGGCUCAUAUGGGACCAGGAGAUGGUCUGCAGGUCCUCAUGGACCUCCCUCUGAGUGCGAUGCAUUCCUCGCAGGACGACUUAGUUAAAGAUAAGCCCCGCCCCCUUUCCAGUAUCUCCCGGCAACAGAGGAGCAGGACACACAUCACACGCACAGCCUCAGAUUUUGGGGGCGGAGCUUCUCCUCGCAGUGACCAGGAGGACGGAGAGCCUGACUCCUCCCCCCCCUCUCACAGCUCUAAUCCCAGUUCCCCCCCCAGCCCAAACUCUUCCCCGUACCGCAGCCGGCUGACUCUGGACAGCCUGGAGAUGGAGCCCUGAGGCCCCGCCCCCUGUCGAGGCCCCGCCCCCUGCUACAAGAACCAAUCAGACUGCAGACUGGGUUUUACACAAUGAUUUUAUUGUGGCGGGGUGUGUCUGCGCUUCCUGCUGCUUUUAUUAAUGUUGGAUUUUAUCUGCUGGGAAGCCCCGCCCCCUGGUUUUGGCCCCGCCCCUGGUUUUAACCCCCCCUCCCCAGCUGCUGUGUUUUACCUUUGACCUGCUAUCUGGGACCAAUCACCUCUUCUUCUUUAUUAAAUGACCUCCUGUUGAGGGGGAGGCCUCACUCUGAUGAAAAAACACUGUAUGAAAUAAUUAUAAAGUUUUGUUAAAGUUGCACAUCAUCAUCAUCAUCGUCGUCGUUGUUGUGUGUUGUGUUGUUAUAGGAGAAAAUACUCUUUGAUUUUGUGUGAUGAUCUUUCCUACUGCUCCCCCCCCGGUCAGGUGGGGGGGGGGCACCUGAACACUACUGCUCUGUUUAUCCAGAAUCUGCAUUAAAGGAUCUCUGUCACUAUGAACCGUGUACUCAAUAAAGGAUUCUGCACAGGAA